AUUCAAAUUAUACAAGCUUUAUAACAUGGAAGCAGGCUGAGAGAUUAGGUUACACAAAACCAUACCGUACCACACCCAAUGACUGGACAGAAAAUCUGCAUUUACAAUCAGAUAAUUACACAUUUGAGGUUGGAGUGGACUCAAACUGUGACACUUACCCUGAAGAUCGAUACUGUAAUGGACCCUUGCCAGGAGGAAAAAGUGUUAUCAUUUCUGUGGUCGUCUGUACAAAGGCAGGCUGUGAUUACGUUCAAGCUGAAGACAUUUUUGUCAUUAAAAAGUUAAUAUUUCUUGUCACUGUUGUUUUGCUGUAUUUAGUAUUUCUAGUCACAGUUUGUUUUGCUCUAUUUAGUAUAUCUAGUCACAGUUUGCCAAUUAAAAUGCGAGUCUUUGAAGAACGUGUCAAAAAGCUACACAAGGAUUCAAACCUUUUAAUGCAAAGUGAAUUUGAGGACAUAAAAGCAAUAUGUAAGACCUUCAAGAGCUCCUGCAGUGAGGCCCAGCGAGAGGCAAAUAGAGUUAAAAACAGAUAUGUGGAUAUUCUCCCUUAUGAUCACAGCCGUGUCAAGCUGAAUGUGCUGCCAGAAGAUGAGGAAACAAAUGAUUUUAUCAAUGCUAAUUACAUCCCGGGUCUCAACUCUGUGAGGGAGUACAUUGCCACACAAGGUCCCAUGCAGUGCACCAUUUCUGAUUUCUGGCGAAUGAUCUGGGAGCAAAAGUGUCAGAUCAUUGUCAUGGUGUCAGAUUUGCAAGAGAAUGGAAGGGGAAUGGAAACACGUAAAGUGACCCAGUUUUUCCUGCCUGGCUGGUGUGACUUUAGUGCCAACGUGAGUUUUGAUGAUGUUCUGGAGUUGGUACAGAUAAUGAGACAGGAAGUCACACCAGACACCUCUGGUCCUAUCACAGUCCACUGCAGUGCUGGUGUUGGGCGUACAGGUACUUUUAUAGCCUUGGACUACUUCAUGCAGUACGUACAUGAGCACAGCCUUGACGACGAUGUUGACAUUUAUGACUACGUCUUGAAAAUGCGAAGAAACAGACCUCGAAUGGUCCAGGCAGAGAGUCAGUACAUAUUUAUUUAUGAUGCUGUGCAAGAAAUGAUCAAGAAAAAGAUCCAACAGGAGAAUGAAAGAUUGUAUAAUUCAGUGAACUCUGAAAGCAGUGCCAGUUUGGUUGAAAGAGAGCCAAAUGAAAACAGCUAUGUAGACAUCCAGCUUGAUGAAGAGAAAUGUGCCUACAUCAAUGAAGCCUUUG
Candidula unifasciata is the source of this 1254-nucleotide messenger RNA. NCBI's taxonomy places the organism in Eukaryota, Metazoa, Mollusca, Gastropoda, Stylommatophora, Geomitridae. The record is from the annotation of a GenBank genome assembly.